AUGGUCGGAAUUCUUCUGGGAUUGCCUGGACAGUGGGCAGAAGACGAGCUCGAGUCUUCUGAUCACUACACAACUAAAAUCGGAGGUCUUCCGGAUUGGCCGCCAUUAACGGAUGAUGAGCUGAGACCAGAACUACUCAAUUGUUGCUCCUGUGGAAGUAAACUCUCCCUUGUAGCUCAGGUGUAUGCCCCAGUCUCAACUGAUAAUUCGGAGCGUACCCUCUAUAUAUUCGGUUGCUUGAUGCCUAAAUGUGGAACUUCUCAACAAAGCUGGAGAGCUUUUAGCAUUCACAAAGCUAUAGUAAAAGAGAAGGAAUCGACUGAAAAAACAGAUCUUUCCAUUGCCUCGCCUCUGGCUACAUCUUCUAAACCUCAUUGGUUAGACGGUGAUGAUGAUGAUGAUGAAGAUUUUGAUUUUGAGAGCUUAGCUAAAGCGCUCGCGGAGGCUGCAACUACUGUUGCUUCUUCCAACUCGAAGAAACCAAAGAACAAACCAGGUGGCUUCCGUGCUAGCUCAGGGACUAAAGCAGCAAAGGCUUCUUCGGAACAGUUCAAAGUUGAGACUGGUGCGGUGGUUCCGUGCUUCUACAUUUAUACAAAGGAAGAGAAGGUCUCGAAAGAUGUCAUCAAGAGUGAUGCGUCCAUGUCCAUUAAGGAUAAAGAAAGCAGCAAAAGUGAUGAGAGUGAGACGGAAGAAGCAUGGGAGGAUGAGAAGUAUGAAUAUGACAAAGCCUUGAAUGCAGAUAGAACUUACCUUAAGUUCAAGAAACGGAUAGAUGCAAAUCCGGAGCAAUGUUUCAGGUACUCGUAUGGAGGUAAACCAUUACUGGCAACCGAAGAGCUGAGAUCUUCCGAGAAGUGCAGGCAUUGCGACUCUCCGAUGCUGUUUGAGAUGCAACUCAUGCCUGCUCUGAUAUAUUUCCUACAUGAAGGUGUUGUUGACAAAGCGGUGAAGCAAUCAUUGGAUAACUGGGACUGGAUGACACUUAUUCUCUACACUUGUUCCAAGAGCUGUGCAAACGCGGUGAAUGGCGAUUGGGCUGUUACUGAGGAGUGUGUAGCAGUACAGUAUGAGAAACCAAUGAAUCUUGAUCAUGCUAGCUUCUUCAAAUGA
This is a messenger RNA of Microthlaspi erraticum, 1113 nucleotides long. NCBI's taxonomy places the organism in Eukaryota, Viridiplantae, Streptophyta, Magnoliopsida, Brassicales, Brassicaceae. The record is from the annotation of a GenBank genome assembly.